CUAUAGAUACGGCUCAUGGCGCAGCCGGAAGCUGGGCUUUCUUCCAGCGGAAGUGAACCCGGUUGCCUAGGAGACGGCGGUGACGGCCGCGGGGGAAGCCUGGAGCCGAGACCCAGGGAGUUGGGAGCCACCGCUGCCCGAAUGGAGGGGCCGGGUCUGCGGCUCUUGCCGCCCGAGCCCCGGGAUCGCGGCUCGCAGCGCUGCCGCCUGGGGCCCAGGGCUCUGGCGGUGCUGGGCGUGCGGCUGGGCGGCCCGCUGCGGGUGUGUGUAGCCGGCGGCCUGGCCCUCUGCUCCGCCUGGCCCCGAGCCGACCUCGCCGACGGCUUCAUGCAGCUGGAUGCCAAGUGCGCCAGCCCGGGCUUCCCGGAGCGCGGGGCCCAGGGCCUCAGCCUGGGCCUCGGGCAACUGCAGGCCGUGGGCUGCAGCAGGGCCCGGCGCGUGUGCGUGCGGGCCGUGGUGGCGGAGCCCGGCGGCGCCGAGCCCCCGGCCCAGCUGGUCCGCGCUCUGCUGAAGGGCGUCUACCUGAGCGCGGGGCUGGUGGUGCGGGUGUCGGGCCCCGAGGCCUCGGCCUGGCCCGGCGCCCUGCGGCUGCUCGAGGUGCGCUGGCUGGACCCUCCGGCCGCCGGAGCCGCGCUGCUGGCGGCCGGGGCCGAAGUGCAGGUGGCCGAGGUGCUGAGCCUGGAGAGGUACCGGGCGGAAAUCCGGGGCCCGGCCGAGGCCUCGGCGCCGGGACCCGAGCCUGCUCUCACCUCGCUGAGGGAGGCGCUGGCCUGGCCGCUUCUCUACCCCGAGGCCUCGGCGCGCCUGGGCCUGGACUGCCCGCGAGGAGUGCUGCUCAUCGGGCCGCCGGGCGUGGGCAAGUCGCGGCUGCUGCGCUGCCUGGCCCGGGAGCUGGGCGCCUCGGUGCUGGAGGCCUCGGCCUCGGCGCUGCUCGGGCCGCGGCCCGGGGACAGCGAGCUCCGCCUCCGCCGCCUCGUCGGCCAGGCCGGGGCCGAGGCCAAGCGCCGGCCUUGCCUCCUCUUCGUCGAUCAGCUGGACGCCGCGUUUCCCCGGAGAACGGGCAGGAACCAGGGCGCCGAGCACAGGCUUCUAGCUCAGCUCCUCGGCCUGCUCGACAACCCGGAGCGCCGGCGCUGGGUGCUGGUGGGCGCCACCGACAGGCCCGAGGCCUUGGACCCCGCCUUGCGGAGGCCGGGGCGGUUUGACCGAGAGGUUGUGAUCGGCGUGCCGACCAUGUUACAGCGCAGAGCCAUUCUUGGAGCAGUCACCACCCUGAUGCCCGUCAGCGCCCAAGUCUGUGUGUCCUGGCUAGCAGAAGCAACGGGUGGCUACGUUGGUGCUGACCUGACGGCCCUGUGUCGAGAGGCUGCUCUGCAGGUCAUCCGGCGCGCUUCCCAGUCCCAGCAGGACUCAGUGAAGCAGCAGAUAACCCUUGCAGAUUUCCAGGAGGCGCUGAAGGUCAUAUACCCUUCCUCUCUCCGGAGCAGUAUCGGCCUGACUGAUUUCAGACCUGUGCACUGGGACCAGAUCGGAGGCCUGGAUGAAGUCAAACUGAAACUAAGGCAGAGCGUUGAGUGGCCUUUGAGAUACCCGGAAGCCUUUGUGAGGAUGGGGGUGAAGCCUUGUCGGGGUAUCCUCCUGUACGGACCACCAGGCUGUGCGAAGACCACGUUGGUGAAGGCGUCUGCUUCCAGCUGCCGGUGCUCCUUGCUGUCGGUCAGCGGGGCGGAACUCUUCUCCCCCUUCGUGGGGGAUUCUGAAAAGGCAUUGGCUGAGGUGUUCCGCCAGGCUCGAGCUGCGUCUCCCUCAAUCCUGUUUCUCGAUGAGAUUGACUCGAUAGUUGGGUCCCGGUCAGGUGAUGCUGCCAGUGGCCACAGUGCUGGACAGCGAGUCCUGUCUGUGCUUCUGAAUGAGAUGGACGGUAUUGGACACCCACUGUCUGAGGGAAGAGGUACCAGGAGCAUCCCGCCCGUUUGCGAAGCGGGUCAGGCUGAGGAGCAUGAGAGGAAGGUGGUGCAGGACGUGAGUCGCUCACUGCAGGGUACACGCUCUCUGAGCCACUCUGUACCACAGGGGUGAUGUGUUUGAUUGGACAGUUACUGCUGAUUGUGGCUAGAGAGAGCGUGUUACGGGAGGUGGUCUGCAGGCUCCAUGCAGGCACGGACUCUUCAUCUGAGGCACUGUACAGGAAAAUAAACCUUGUACAAUUCUGCCAGCGAGCUCCCCUCCUCUCACCUCCGUCGAAAGUUCAGAGUAAAUUCAUUAUUAAACCACAGAUGUGUCACCAUACAGAAUCCUGAGAUUCCUCUUCUGUGGGCAUUCACAGUAAAUACAGACACGCAAUAGAAAUAACAAGAAGACAGACAAACUACCACUGUGCAAAAGACAACAGCACAAAAAGAGAGAAUGUAUAAUAAAUGUAUCAGCAAAAAUUUCAAGAACAUGAGAGGAAGAGUCCUUGAAAGUGUUAUGGGAACAGUUCAGUGCUGGCUUGAGUGAAGUUAUCCACACUGGCUGAGGGGUAAUAGGUAGGAGUGAAGUUAUCCAUUCUGGUUGAGGGGUAAUAACAGGUGCAAGGAGGAAGGAGCUGAGGAGAGUUAAGCCGAGGACACUGCCUUGAGGAGCCCCCUGCACUGGUGUUUGGGUCCAUCAGUAACUGCAACCGACACACCCAAAAUGCUGGUGGAACGCAGCAGUCCUGGCGAAGGGUUUCGGCCUGAAACGUUGACUGUACCUCUUCCUAUAGAUGCUGCCUGGCCUGCUGCGUUCACCAGCAUUUUGUGUGUGUUGCUUGAAUUUCCAGCAUCUGCAGGUUUCCUCGUGUUUGAGCAACUAGAGCCAUCUUCCUCUGUGCUACAACCUCUGGAGGCUCUCCCUUUGUGUCCAUGCCUUCCUGAUGUCGAGACUCAUUUCUGGAGCUCAUCUAUUGGGUGACAUGGUAGUGUAGCGGUUGGCGUAAUGCUUAAUAGCGCCUGCGGCCCCAGUUUGACUCCCACCACUGUCUAAGGAUUUUGGACGUUCUGCCUGUGACUGCGUGCGUCUGUGUUGGGUUCUCCAGUUUCCUCCCACAGUCCAAACGUGUACGGGUAGUAGGUUACUCUGGUCACACGGCUAUACCAGCUCGUCAAGCUGCAAGAACCAGUUCCUGUGCUGGAUCUUAAACAUAGAGGUGAGCUUUAUUUAUCACGUACAUCAAAACGUACGAUGACACCUGGGAGGACACUGGAUGCUGGGGUGGGGGCCUCUGUCGGUGCCAGGACGGUCUGAGGAUGUGCUGGGCGAGGCCUGCAAGUUUCACCAUGCCUGUGGAGCUAGCAGAGUGUGCCCACAACUGACCCUCACCCAUACAUCUGUGGAAUACGAGAGGAAACCUGCAUAGUCACAGUUAGAAUGUACAAACGUCUUAGCAACUGUGGCGGAAAUCAAACUCCUUGGUGGGCCAGUGAUGAGGUUUAGAGGAGAGUGCUGCUGACAGAUUCAUACAGGCUAUCAGUGGGGUGAGUCAUUUGUAAUCUGAGAGUAUUGCCUGGAGAGGGACCCCUCGCUUUGUGGCUGAGCUGGAGUAUCUGGGCUGCCUUGUCUUGUUUUCUGCAGGAACGGUAUACCUGGCAAUGUUUCCUGUUGGGUAGGUGCCAGGGCUAUUGGACAGUGGCAGGUUGUCCGGAGGUGUGGCUAGUUCUGCAACACCGAGCUCAGUGUCACAGUGUCUGAUUUCACCGGGCCAGGACAGCUCCUGCUGCCAGUAGACGGGAUGUAUAAUGGGUGUCGUAGACGAUAUAAAGAUUGGUAGCAUUGUGAAUAAUCUAGCAGAUUGCGUAUAGAUUGGGUUGAGAAAUGACAGAUGGCCAAAUGACUGUCGCCGAGUGUGAGAUGUUGAGAUCAAAGGAACAAUAUACUGUUAAACAACACACACAAAAUGCUAGAGCAACUCAGCAUCUAUGGAAAGGAGUAAAGCAGGACACUCUAGGGGACUGGAAAGGAAGGGGGCAGACUCCAGAAGAAGGUGUUAUACUAUUGAUCUGCAGGGCAAUCCAUAGCCCCCUGUAAGUGGCCUACCUGCCAGCUAAUAACCGUGCAUCGCAUGUUUGCCUUUAUAAGUCAAGGAAGUGAGUUCAGGAGUUGGGAAAGUUUUAUAAAACUCUAGUUAUACUGCUUCCAUAAGACCAUGAGACAUAUGAGCAGAAUUAGGUCAUUCUGACCAUCAUGGCUAAUCCCAGAUCCCAUUCAAGCCCAUACCUCUGCCUUCUCGCUAUAACCUUUGAUGCCCUGGCUGAUCAGAAAACGAUCAACUUCCACCUUAAAUAUACCCACGGACCUCGACGCUACUACAGUCUGUGGGAGAGCAUUCCACAGAUUCACUACUCUCUUGCUAAAAAAAUUCCUCCUUACCUCUGUUUUAAUAGGUUGUCCCUCAAAUCUGAGACUGUGCCCUCUAGUUCUACAUCCCCCCACCAUAGGAAGCAUCCACUCCACAUCAAACCUGAUCUAGUCCUUUCAACAUUCAGUAGGUUUCACUGAGAUCCCCCCACAUUCUUCUAAAUUCCAGUGAGUACAGGCCUAAAGCUGCCAAACACUUCUCAUAUGUUAAUCCCUUGAUUCCCGGAAUCAUCCUCAUGAACCUCCUCCGGACUCUCUCCAAUGACAACACAUCCUUUCUGAGAUAUGGGGCCCAAAACUGUUGACAAUACUCCAAGUGCAGCCUGACUAGUGUCUUAUAAAGGCUCAGCAUUAUCUCCUUGUUUUUAUAUUCUAUUCCCCUUGAAAUAAAUGCCAACAUUGCAUUUGCCGCUUUUAGCACAGACUCAACCUGUAAAUUAACCUUCUGGGAGUCUUGCAUAAUGACUCCUAAGUCCCUCUGCACCUCUGAUGUUUGAACCUUCUCCCCAUUUAGAUAAUAGUCCACACUAUUGUUCCUUUUACCAAAAUGCAUUAUCUUACAUUUCCCAAAACUGUAUUCCAUCUGCCACUUUUUUGUCCAUUCUUCCAAUUUGUCUAAGUCCUGCUGCAAUCGCAUUGCUUCCUCAGCAGUACCUAUCCCUCCACCUAUCUUCGUAUCAUCUUCAAACUUUGCCACAAAGCCAUCAAUUCCAUUAUCUCGAUCAUUGACAAACAAUGUGAAAAGUAGCAGUCACAAUACUGACCCCUGAGGAACACCACUAGUCACUGCAGCCAACCAGAAAAGGCCCCUUUUAUUCCCAUUCACUGCCUCUUGCCUGUCAGCUAUUCCUUCAAUCAUGCCAGUAUCUUUCCUGUAAUGCCACAGAAUUUUAGUCUCCAAGUCCCUCCAAACCUCUUCCUUAAUAAUAGACUCCAACACUUUCCCAACCACUGAGGUUAGGCUAACUGGUCUAUAAUUUCCUUUCUUUUGCCUCCUUCCCUUAAAGAAUGGAGUGCCAUUUAUAAUCUUCCAGUUCUCAGGGACCAUGUCAGAAUCAAAUGAUUCUCGAAAGACCAAUGCAUUCAUUAUCCCUUCAGCAACCUCUCUCAGGGAUGUAGUCCAUCUGGUUCAGGUAACUUAUCCACAAGAAGAUAAACCUUUGAGUUUGCCUAGUAUUUUUUCCUUUGGAACAGCAAUGGCACUCACUCCUGCUCCCUGACGCUCACAGACCACUGGCACACUGCCAGUGUCUUCCACAGUGAAGACUGAUAGAAAGUACCCAUUAAGUUCAUCUGCCAUAUCUUUGUCCCCAUUACUACCACACCAGAACCAUUUUCCAGUGGUUCAAUAUCAACUCUCACCUCUCUUUUACUCUUUAUAUAACUGAAGAAUUUUUUAGUAUCCUGCUUUAUAUUAUUGGCUAGUUUACCCUCAUAUUUCAUCUUUUCCCUUCUUAUAGCUUUUUUAGUUGCCUUUUGUUGGAUUUUAAAAGCUUCCCAAUCAUCCAACUUCCCACUCACUUCUGCUACCGUAUGUGCCCUUUCCUUGGCUUUUAUGCAGUCCUUAACUUCUUUUAUCAGCCAUGGUUGCCUACCCCUGCCAUUUGAGAACUUCUUCCUCUGUUGGACAUGUCUAUCCUGUGCCUUGUGAACUAAUCCCAGCUAUCUCUGCUCUGCCAUCAUCCCCGCCAGUAUCCCUCUCCAAUCCACCUGGCUAAGCUCCUCUCUCAUGCCUCUGUAAUUCCCUUUAUUCCAUGGCAAUACAGACACUUGUGACUUCUGCUUCUCCCUCUCAAACUGCGGUACGAAUUCAAUCAUAUUAUCAUCACUGCCUCUUCAGGGUUCCUUUACAUUAAGCUUCUGGAAUAUUGCCUAGAGUUCUGGUCAUCCCAUUGUAGAAAGGAUGUGGAGGCUUUAAAGAGGGUGCCAAAGAGAAUGACCAGGAUGCUAGAUGGAUUAAAGGGCAUGAGCUAUAAGGAGACUUUAGACAAACUUGGGUUGUUUUCUCUGGAGUGGCAGAGAUUGAUCGGAGAUCUCUUAGAGGUUUAUGAGAUUGGGAGGCAUAGAUGUAGAGUAGACAGACAGUAAGUACCACAGGACUUGCAUUGAA
Mobula hypostoma (lesser devil ray) is the source of this 6487-nucleotide messenger RNA. RefSeq names its product AFG2 AAA ATPase homolog B (gene afg2b). Gene Ontology annotation, molecular function: ATP hydrolysis activity; ATP binding. The record is from RefSeq and is a predicted model, not a curated record. The transcript has 6 exons. The coding region runs from base 16 to 2079 and encodes 687 amino acids. NCBI's taxonomy places the organism in Eukaryota, Metazoa, Chordata, Chondrichthyes, Myliobatiformes, Myliobatidae.